Adineta ricciae is the source of this 864-nucleotide messenger RNA. NCBI's taxonomy places the organism in Eukaryota, Metazoa, Rotifera, Eurotatoria, Adinetida, Adinetidae. The record is from the annotation of a GenBank genome assembly.
AUGUCAUCCGACAACGAGAACGAAAGUGUUCUAAUUGGUAAUGAUUCGGAUUUCUGGCGAUAUUCUGGCAAAAAUGGCUUUGAUUUGACUCGAGGAAGUGAUCAUUCUCUUCGCUUACAGACAACAACUCAACCUAUUACGAUCGACCCGACUCGCACGGCGUUAAUCAUCAUUGACAUGCAAAACUUUUUUAUUCAUCCGUCUGUGCGUUCACAUCCAGCAGGUCUGGUUGCAUGUGAACAACUCCUCCGAUUCGCCAUUCCUGCAGCGCGCAAAUCAGGUAUUCAAGUUAUUUGGUUAAAUUGGGGCUUAACCGACGAUGAUAUUCAUCAGGCUCCGCCUUCCUUAAAACGAGCGUUUUCACGUGGGUUAACAACAGAAUCGAGCUCGGGGACAAAGUCUAUCUACACAGGUCUUGGCAGUGAAUUAGGAGAGAUUGUUCUUCCCAGUGGCGAACAUAUCAAUGGUGGCAGAUUACUGAUGCGUGAUACUUGGAAUGCGAGUCUUUAUGAUCCACUUUUUGAGAGCUAUCAAAAUAGUCAAUCCCAUACAAAAGCUGAUCAAUGGUUUCAUAAGGAUCGUGUUUCUGGCUUAUGGUCUCAUGAUUCUCCAUUGCUCUCAUAUCUUCGUUCGAACAGAAUUGUUACGUUAAUCUUUGCUGGUGUGAACACCGAUCAAUGUGUGGCGGGUACAUUACACGAUGCUGAAUACAAAGGCUUUGAUUGUAUUCUCUUGAGUGACGGUUGUGGUACGAUGAGUCCGUCAUUUGCACGUGAAUGUGUUGAAUAUAACUGUAGUAGAGGUGAUGGAUUUCUAAUAGAUAGUGAAACACUUGCUAAAAAUAUUGAAGAUUAUUUAAAUUAG